CUAUGUUUUGCAAAAUUUUGCAGAUAGUUUUCAGAAAAGACUGGCAGGAUACCAGCUUUAUGUAUCCAAUACCACCGACUCGCCCACAGACGGCGUCCUCUGUUAUCAGGACACUAGUAGUAAUAGAAGUGCCGUACAGUUAGACCAGACACAACUGUGCCCGUAUGUAGGCCAGUAUGUGACUGUGUACAACUAUAGAAACAACCCAAAACGAUACAGCUGGUAUGAUGAUUAUGCAAUAUUGGAGCUCUGUGAGGUUGAAGUGUAUGGGUGUCCAUUAGGGAUGUAUGGUGACGGUGACUGUAGCCAAGUAUGUCCGGCCAGCUGUUACGGAGGCAACUGUAACUCUAAAACGGGUUCUUGCAUGUACUGUUCUCCAGGAAAAUACGGCACUGCGUGUGCAAAUGAUUGCUCUGUGAAUUGUAAAGACAGUUUGUGUAAUAUAGACUCUGGAUUUUGUUUAGAAUGCAUUUCGGGAAAGUUUGGAGAUACCUGCAAUCAGGACUGUUCUGUCAACUGUAAGGAUAGCAUAUGUGCAAAGAACACCGGAUACUGUACUGAGUGUGUCGUUGGGAAGUUCGGCAAUACCUGCGAUCAAGACUGUUCUGUCAACUGUAAUAACAGAUUAUGUGCCCAGGCCAACGGGUUUUGUAACGAAUGUGUCGUUGGAAAGUUCGGCAAUACCUGUGAUCAAGACUGUUCUGUAAACUGUAAUAACAGAUUAUGUGCCCAGAACAACGGAUAUUGUAACGAUUGUGUUCCUGGCAAGUUUGGUAACACAUGUGAACAAAACUGCUCCGUAAACUGCUUAAAUAGACUUUGUGCCAAGGACUCCGGGGAAUGUGAUGAAUGCAUUGUGGGAAAGCAUGGACAAUUUUGUGGCGAUGACUGCCCACUUAACUGUAAAGACAUUGUGUGUGACCGGGAUUCUGGUUUCUGUACUGAAUGUGUCGUUGCGAAGUUCGGCAAUACCUGUGAUCAAGACUGUUCUGUAAACUGUAAUAACAGAUUAUGUGCCCAGGCCAACGGGUUUUGUAACGAAUGCAUUGUGGGAAAGCAUGGACAACUUUGUGGCGAUGACUGCCCAGUUAACUGUAAAGACAUUGUGUGUGACCGGGAUUCUGGUUUCUGUACUGAAUGUGUGUCCGGAAAAUAUGGGAACACGUGUGUUCAGGACUGCUCUAUGAAUUGUAAGGACGGGUCGUGUGACGGACACAGUGGACGCUGUACAGAAUGCAUCCUUAGAAAACAAGGAGAAAAGUGUGAUCAAGACUGUUCUGUAAACUGUUUGGACGGAUGUACAAGAGACAAUGCCACAUGUAUAAAAUGUAUUACCGGAAACCACGGAGAGGCGUGUGAUAAAGACUGUCCGAUGAACUGCGAAGACAAGGAGUGUGUCCGGACCACAGGUCUUUGUAGCGGUUGUAUUACUGGGAGUUAUGGUGUAACAUGUUCCCUGACUUGUCCUGUGACGUGUAAAGACUUCGUGUGUCAUCAACAAACCGGCCAGUGCUUAGAUUGUUAUCCUGGAAAGUACGGAGUGGUGUGUGGGGCUGAUUGUCCGGACACAUGUACGGACAACAUCUGUAGUAAGGACGAUGGACAAUGCCUAACUACUACCGAUUCUAAAUUGAUCAUAAUAGCUGUUUUGGCUACUGUUUGUGGGCUGCUGUUAGCUGCGUUGAUCCCUUUAGUAUUACACCAGCAUCGAAGCAGACAAAAGAGAAAGAACUCGUCAAAUACGGGUACAGAUACUAAAGAAGAACAAUCCGUUCCGGACACGGGGUAUACGUCUCUUUCUCAUGAUCAAGAGGAACCUUCCCACGUCUACGAAAUGGUGGUCACCUAGUCUGCUAGACAAGUUCAUCAAAUUCACCAAGUCAGGUCAAUGACAAAAACCGUAAAAGACCACUGACACUCUGCUGUGAUGUAUUAAUCUCUUAAGGAAAUGGUUGUACGGUUUCAUUUGAAACCGGUAACGACAAGAGA
Molecule: messenger RNA, 1989 nt
Organism: Pecten maximus
Lineage: Eukaryota; Metazoa; Mollusca; Bivalvia; Pectinida; Pectinidae
Product: scavenger receptor class F member 2-like
Exons: 18
Molecular function (GO): scavenger receptor activity
Source: RefSeq, a predicted model, not a curated record